AUGAUGUCAAUAUCAGCAGCAAUGAGGUUAGUGAUUCACGGCUUUAUAGCUAUGGGUUUGUACUCUGGCUACCGGUACUAUUCUUGGCGCGACAUAUCGUCGUCUACCUCGCUGACGACGACUGGCUCGCACACGCACGGCUCGCUCGGACCUGGCGCGUCUCUUGCGGAUGGUCGCACUGCGAUUUCACGUCGGACCGUUGCGGUUGCUGACUUGCACGGCGAUCUCGACCACGCGCUCAACGUGCUCUCGAUGGCCUCGAUCGUUUCGCGCACUCGCAGCGCAGACCACGCAUACACGUGGAUCGGAGGGCACGACACGCUUGUCUCCACCGGCGACAUUGUUGAUCGUGGCGACGACACGAUUGCGCUGUACCGCCUGUUUGUCUCUCUCCGUCAACAGGCUCGACUUGCCGGUGGAGAGGUAAAGAAUUGUCUGGGCAAUCACGAGGUGAUGAAUGCGAUCGGUGAUUGGCGGUACGUUACCAAGGCGGAUGUGGAAAGUUUCGGUGGAGUGCAAGCGCGUCGACAUGCCAUGUCUGAUCAAGGCUGGAUUGGUCAGGAGUGGUUGCACAACUACAAUGUAACGCAUACGAUCUCCUUGUUGCCCGAAACGCAUCCGGCUCUUCCGCCCAACUACACGCCACCGCGCGUGAGCUUCGUCCACGGAGGAAUCACUCCGCAGUACGCCGCACUCGGAAUCGACUUUAUCAACACUGUCGGUCACUCGUUGCUCCUCAAAGGUCUCUCUUCCCAGCCCAAUUCGUGGCUACCCCCCAAUACCACGUCGGACGAGCAAGCCUUGUGGUCCGAACACGGUCCACUCUGGUACCGCGGCUACGCAACCGACCGCCUCUCGCACGCUUGCGCCAACGCCGAGAAAGCAACAAAGUCUCUCGCCGUAAACCAGCUCGUAAUGGGCCACACCCCGCAUUUCGACGGCUUCGUCACCAGAUGCAACAACACCAUCCUCCUCAUCGAUACAGGCAUCUCCCGCGCUUACGGCGGUCAACAAAGCGCCCUCAUCAUCGACUUUGACCUCAUCCCCAUAGACAAAGUUCGUCCAGACGGAACAAAACUCUGGAUCCAAAAACAAUCUCUCACCGCUCUGUACAAAGCUAGACCCCCAAAGAUCCUCUCCCAAACACAGUCAGAUUCGUGGCAUUAA
This is a messenger RNA of Mycosarcoma maydis (corn smut), 1167 nucleotides long. RefSeq lists its product as uncharacterized. Lineage: Eukaryota; Fungi; Basidiomycota; Ustilaginomycetes; Ustilaginales. The transcript has a single exon. Gene Ontology annotation, molecular function: hydrolase activity. Bases 1 to 1167 code for a protein of 388 amino acids. The record is from RefSeq and is a predicted model, not a curated record.